This is a messenger RNA of Alosa alosa (allis shad), 1365 nucleotides long. RefSeq names its product synaptotagmin-6-like. Gene Ontology annotation, molecular function: clathrin binding; calcium-dependent phospholipid binding; phosphatidylserine binding. Gene Ontology annotation, biological process: calcium-ion regulated exocytosis; cellular response to calcium ion; regulation of calcium ion-dependent exocytosis. The record is from RefSeq and is a predicted model, not a curated record. Gene Ontology annotation, cellular component: membrane. NCBI's taxonomy places the organism in Eukaryota, Metazoa, Chordata, Actinopteri, Clupeiformes, Clupeidae. The transcript is spliced from 6 exons. The coding region runs from base 130 to 1365 and encodes 411 amino acids.
CACCUCUCGUCCAGUGCCAGCAUUCUUGCCCCGCCCCCCGACCACGAGGAGCCUUCCCCUGGCCACUCACACUCACACACACACACACACUCUCACACACGCGCGCGCGCCUCGCUGCGGCCCUACAGUAUGGCGGCGGAGAAGGAUUCUGGGAGUUUCCUGGAGGCGGCGGUGAAGAUCAGCCACACGUCCCCUGACAUCCCGGCCGAGGUGCAGCUCUCCAUGAAGGAGCACCUGCUGCGCCGGACGCGCAUCUCCCGCCAGACCACCGAGCCCGCCUCCUCCAACAGGCACAGCUCCUUCAAGAAGCACCUCCCCCGGCAGAUGCACCAUGUGGCCAGCCUGGACGGUGGCACAGACUUCCUGGAUGCGGAGGAGAAGCACUUGGGCCUGGGCCGCCUGCAGCCAGAGCUGUACCAGCAGAGUGCCGUGGAGGCUGACCACUCUGCCGACAACGACCCCAGCAAGAACUGCGGCAAGAUCAACUUCUCUCUCAAGUACGACUACGAGAGCGAGCAGCUGCUGGUCACCAUCGUACGCGCACUGGACCUGCCAGCCAAGGACUUCUGCGGAAGCUCUGACCCCUACGUCAAGAUCUACCUGCUGCCCGACCGCAAGCGGAAGUUCCAGACGCGCGUCCACCGCAAGACGCUCCACCCCACCUUUGACGAGAGUUUCCAGUUCCCCGUGCCGUACGCCGAGCUGGCCACCUGCAAGCUGCACCUGAGCGUCUUUGACUUCGACCGCUUCUCACGCCACGACAUGAUCGGAGAGGUCAUCCUGGACAACCUGUUUGAGGAGUCAGACCUGUCCCGCGAGACGUCCAUCUGGAGAGACAUCCAGUAUGCCACCAGCGAGAGUGUGGACCUAGGUGAGAUCAUGUUCUCCUUGUGCUACCUGCCCACGGCAGGUCGACUCACUCUCACUGUGAUCAAGUGCAGGAAUCUGAAGGCCAUGGACAUCACUGGCUACUCAGACCCGUAUGUGAAGGUGUCGCUCAUCUGUGAUGGCAGGCGACUGAAGAAGAAGAAGACGAGCAUAAAGAAGAACACGCUGAACCCCGUGUACAACGAGGCCAUCAUCUUUGACAUCCCCCCCGAGAACAUGGACCAAGUCAGCCUGCACAUCUCCGUCAUGGAUUAUGACCUGGUGGGCCAUAAUGAGAUCAUCGGGGUGAAUCGCGUGGGCAGUCAUGCUGAAGGCCUGGGCCGGGACCACUGGAGCGAGAUGCUGGCGUAUCCACGGAAACCCAUCGCUCACUGGCACCCUCUGCUGGAGGCCAAGAGGUCUGAGAAAGAGGUAGGACACUGCUCCUGCUUUGACAGUCAGGGGUUCUUGCCUCCCAGCCUCCCGUCCAGCCCAUGA